UCAGAGCGGAGCGCAACGGAGCGGAGGAGAAAUCUGAGCGUGGCGGCGGGGAGGGGGAUGUCGUGGUCGUCGAGUCCUGCGUCCGCUCCCGGAUCUCGUCGAGCUGCAGGAAGGAGCGGGGAUGAGUCGCGCUCGCAGGUGCGCCACCGCGAGAACCCAAUGUGCCGCUGCAACCCUCCGAGGAAGGCGCCAAGAUGGAUCUCAUGGAGCCGGCAGAACCCUGGGAGGAGGUACUAUUGCUGCGUGGAUGCUAUGCAUGGUGGCUGCGGAUUUGUGGAGUGGCAUGAUGAUCCUUUGCCGAAAUUUUUGAGUGAGCUGAUUGGGGAUCUGCGUGAUGAAGUCCGGAGGCUUAAAGGUGCUGCAAAUGUUGCUCGAUCUGGCGAUCAAUUUGCAAUGGUAGCUUCCAGUGAAGAUCAAGCCACAAGGGAGGCCAUGGUUCUAUCUCCGCAAGAGCAACUGAGAGAGAAGAAUGAAGAGAUGACUGGGAUUAGGGCCAAAUGUCAUAAUGUGGUGUUUCUUUUUACUAUAUUUGUGCUUGGUUUCGUUGCAGGCAAGAUGUUAAGUUAGUUCUUGGUUUAGUUGCAUCCAAAUCUAAUUGCAGUGGAGUGUCUGGUUUAGUUGAAUGCGUACUGGACAAGUUACGUUAGUUCUUGCUUAAUGUGUGAUGGAUCAGUUAAGUUGUCUUUGUAUGCAAUGAGAC
Triticum dicoccoides is the source of this 700-nucleotide messenger RNA. RefSeq lists its product as uncharacterized. The record is from RefSeq and is a predicted model, not a curated record. The coding region runs from base 58 to 567 and encodes 169 amino acids. Lineage: Eukaryota; Viridiplantae; Streptophyta; Magnoliopsida; Poales; Poaceae. Gene Ontology annotation, molecular function: zinc ion binding. The transcript is spliced from 2 exons.